Messenger RNA from Alligator sinensis (Chinese alligator), 2075 nucleotides. It is a transcript of the gene CSRP3, whose product is annotated as cysteine and glycine rich protein 3. NCBI's taxonomy places the organism in Eukaryota, Metazoa, Chordata, Crocodylia, Alligatoridae. Gene Ontology annotation, cellular component: nucleus; Z disc; cytoplasm. The transcript has 6 exons. Gene Ontology annotation, biological process: cardiac muscle contraction; sarcomere organization; muscle tissue development. Gene Ontology annotation, molecular function: actinin binding; structural constituent of muscle. The record is from RefSeq and is a predicted model, not a curated record. The coding region runs from base 160 to 744 and encodes 194 amino acids.
CCCCACACACACACACAUGCAUGCACACUUUUCCCUCCCCUCCCUUCUUAUAUGCUUGUGACCAUUUAGACUUAUUUAAAGAGUGCAGGAGCCCUCCAGUUCAGCCUCUUCCCCCAGCCGAAGAAGAUCAAGUAGCCAGAGUGCCCUUCACGCUUGAGGAUGCCAAACUGGGGAGGUGGAGCCAAGUGCGGUGCUUGUGACAAGACUGUAUAUCAUGCUGAGGAAAUCCAGUGCAACGGCAGGAGUUUUCACAAGACCUGCUUCCACUGCAUGGCUUGCAGAAAAGCUCUGGAUAGUACCACAGUAGCAGCUCACGAAUCUGAAAUCUACUGCAAAACCUGUUAUGGAAGAAAAUAUGGCCCCAAAGGUAUUGGAUUUGGACAAGGGGCAGGAUGCCUCAGCACUGAUACCGGUGAACAUCUAGGCUUGGAUCUACAACAAAGUUCGCCAAAGCCUGCUCGUCCUUCUACACCUACCAACCCUUCAAAGUUUGCCAAAAAGUUUGGAGAUGUGGAGAAGUGCCCUCGCUGUGGCAAAUCAGUAUAUGCUGCAGAGAAAAUCAUGGGAGGAGGAAAACCUUGGCAUAAGACAUGCUUCCGCUGUGCCAUUUGUGGAAAGAGCUUAGAAUCGACAAAUGUUACAGACAAAGAUGGAGAACUGUAUUGUAAAGUUUGCUAUGCAAAGAAUUUUGGUCCCAAAGGAAUUGGAUUUGGUGGCCUCACUCAAGUGGAAAAGAAGGAGUGAAAAAUUCUGUAACAAGUCUUUUGCUAAUGCAACAGGCUAAGUGAAACAAUGAUGCAUUUAUUAAAAAAAGGCAUUUUUUCAAAUUGUUCCUUCAUCUCGUAGGAGAAUUUCUGAAGUAGUUAGAAAAUACAUUUUGACAGAACUGGAUUUAAGUUUAUUCUAAAACGAAUAGAACAUAAUACUGUUCAAUGAAAGUCUGUGAACAAAUGACUAUUUAUUUAAAACUGGAGUUAUAGUAGCCCUGUGCACUUUGCACAGAGAAAUCAUCAUCCCAUGACCCUGGGGUCAAACCAUGGUAUUCUGGAUUUGUAUCAAUCUAAACAGAACAGAAUCUGGCCCAUAAUCUAUACUGUCUCUCAUAUCAUAAAGUUAUACUGGUGCUAUUGCACAAGUGCAAACAUUAUUCAAAUUGCACAUUUCUAAUGUGACACUAGCUAACGAUUUCAAUUCUAUCCCACUCUUUCAUUCCAACACUUCGUGCCCAAAAGCUUGUGUAAACACCUCUCCCAGCUAAGUAUAUCCCACCAAAUACACCACCAAAAUUUUUUCUGUCAAAAGGAAGGACUUCUGGGUGGGGAAAUGAACCUACAUUUUCUUACAACAAGACAGGAUAUUAAACCUAGUUUUGUUACUGUGUUUUAAGCUACAAUAAAAUGUAGAUACUGCUUUCACACUAUGAUUAAGUUACUGUACCUAUUUUCUUGUAUUUUAAGACUCCAUAAUCAUGUCAUACACUAACCUAAACAACCAUGUCCAUUCCAAUUGUAAGAGUUCUGUUUUACCUGAAAAAUGCUAGUCAGAUAUUUUAUUUUGAUCUUUAGUUUACUGAUCUUGAUUUGUGCAGGUUUUCUUAUCUCUAUUCAUACCACCUUUGGUCUUUUCUAUUUUAACAAAAAACACCCAGUAGGACAGAAUAGGCGUAAUAUUGUGUGCAGUCCACUUUGCAUCUUAAAUAUGUUUUACAUCAGAUUAUAGAUAUAGUCUCAAGGUAUGACAUUAAACACUUUAACCUUAAAUAGGCCACUAUUAAAGCCCCAUCUCUGCAGCCUGAAACAAUGUAAAGUAACAGUCUUAUCCUUUACAUUCACCAUUAUAUUUUGGUUACUUGAGGUGUCCAUUUUCAUUAAACAGUGGUUCAUGCAAGUGCAUAUUAAACUAAUCUCUUCUUGUUCAGAGUUAAGAGCACAUUAUCCUUUUGCUGCAGUUAUGUUUAAUGAUUUUUUAAGUGUAUAAAUUUCACAUUUCCCAUGAAUGCUGGGGGAAAAAAAACCAGAAAAUACACUUGAAAGCACAAAUGCUCUAAUUUAUUAAAUGUUAAAUCUGUACAAAAA